Auanema sp. JU1783 is the source of this 444-nucleotide messenger RNA. Lineage: Eukaryota; Metazoa; Nematoda; Chromadorea; Rhabditida; Rhabditidae. The record is from the annotation of a GenBank genome assembly.
AUGGAUACCAUAUUUCGUCAAGAAUCCUCAUUAGAUGCUAUUAGGCAACGAAAUCACUUUCAACAAGUGACUAAAGGAUUAUCAGAAGAUGAAAGAAUAGUUUAUGCGACUGUUCAACGUCUUGUUUCCACUAUCGAUCAUAUGGAACAGUUUGAUCGACGAGUUCAGCUGACUACAAAUAUGCUGAAAGACAAAGACUAUAAAGGAUUAGAGCAGAUAUACCCUAAGGGCAAGAAAGACAAACGCAUAGCAGCCGAUAAACGUCGUGCUUCGAAACGGCUAUCAACAGUUCCAUCCGAUUCAUUUUCUCCGCCAUCAUCGCCAACAACAUCAUCUGGCUCAUCCUCACCGCCAUCUGAAGCCUCUCCUUCAGUCAAACGAACACCUGCUGUUAAUGGAUCAGCUAUACGAAGUUCUCGUCGUAAAUAUGGAAAAGUAAAAUGA